AUGUCUGAAUCAGCAAAGCCCAAAUCAACUCUUCAAAUUUCGAGUAAACCCUUCUUAUUAGAGGAUACUGCUCCAAGUGCAGUGGACACUGAAAGCAGAGAUGAUGCAACUGGUGACUUUGAAGAGUUCGAUAUCCCCAGCAGUGAUGAGGAUGUUGAUGAAGACAGAAACAAACAGGACGAAGAUAACAAAGAACAAGAUACUAUUCAGCUUUUGAGUGGAAUUAACUCUCCCAUUAUUAGGAUUGAAAGUUACAAUCCAAUUCAUUGGUCCUGGGUCAUCUCCACAGAACAAUGGCAUUUGCAUGGGACAUUGCUUUUGUGCAAUGCCUAA
Messenger RNA from Cantharellus anzutake, 333 nucleotides. RefSeq lists its product as uncharacterized. The transcript has 3 exons. Lineage: Eukaryota; Fungi; Basidiomycota; Agaricomycetes; Cantharellales; Hydnaceae. The coding region runs from base 1 to 333 and encodes 110 amino acids. The record is from RefSeq and is a predicted model, not a curated record.